AUGAUUGCUUUGCGCAAUAUGAUCGCCUUCUUGGUCGCCGCCGUCCUUUGUGUAGACGUCGGCGUCUUCGCCCAUCCCGGCGAGGAUAUUGAGCUUGUCAACCACGAGGCUGCCAUUCACAAGGCCACCCUCAAGGUUGCUCAUGCUGCCAUCUCUCGCUGCGACGACGCCCCUGCCGCUCUGGCCCUCAAGAAGAAUGCCAUCUUUCGCCGCUAUGGAUUGGCUGAUGCCCUGCAGUACGAGAAUUCUCUUGGUCGCACUGAUGAUUUUCUCGAUGAGCGCGACGAGAAGGACCUGAAGAAGUGGGAGGCUCUCUCCCACGACGAUACCUCGAAGGACUGGAACGCUGGCACCCCCGAGUCUGUCAUUUUUGGCAGCAACGCUACCACUGCUCUGACUCCAGAGUCCAUCUUGGGCCCUUACUUUGUCUCUGGCGAACUCUUCCGCAAGGACAUUACCGAGGGACAGGACGGUGUCCCGUUGCAUUUGGAUCUCCAGUUUGUGAACCAGAAUACCUACGAGCCCAUCCCUGACAUGCUUGUCGACAUCUGGCACUCCAACGCCACUGGCGUCUAUUCAGGCAUCGCCCAGGGCGCCGGCCAGGCCGGUCUCAACACCACCUUUCUGCGCGGCGUCGCCAAGACAGACACCGAAGGCGUCGUCCAGUUCGACACCAUCUACCCGGGCCACUAUGGCGGCCGCUCCAACCACAUUCACAUUCUGACCAUCGAGGGCGGUAUCAUGUUGCCCAACAAGACCUACACGGGCGGCCGCGCCAACCACGUCGGCCAGCUGUACUUUAACCAGGCCCUUAAUGACGCCGUCGAGAAUUUUGCACCCUACAACUCCAACAAGCAGCAGUACACGACCAACCAGAACGACGGCUUUGCCAAGGAUGCCGCCUCGGCCCAGUAUGACCCCUUCAUGUCCUACAUUCGUCUGGGCUCGGGUCCUGGCGAUGGUCUGUUGGCUUACAUCACUGUCGGCGUUAAUCAGGACGCCAAUUAUGAUGCCAAGCCCGCUGCUCACUGGGGCCACGAUGGUGGUCACGAGUGUCACAAUGACAACUGCAACUAA
Molecule: messenger RNA, 1077 nt
Organism: Pestalotiopsis fici W106-1
Lineage: Eukaryota; Fungi; Ascomycota; Sordariomycetes; Amphisphaeriales; Sporocadaceae
Exons: 3
Coding region: 1-1077 (358 amino acids)
Molecular function (GO): oxidoreductase activity, acting on single donors with incorporation of molecular oxygen, incorporation of two atoms of oxygen; ferric iron binding
Source: RefSeq, a predicted model, not a curated record